Pan troglodytes (chimpanzee) is the source of this 3234-nucleotide messenger RNA. RefSeq names its product sideroflexin 1 (gene SFXN1). The coding region runs from base 211 to 1290 and encodes 359 amino acids. Gene Ontology annotation, cellular component: mitochondrial inner membrane. Gene Ontology annotation, molecular function: monoatomic ion transmembrane transporter activity. The record is from RefSeq and is a predicted model, not a curated record. Gene Ontology annotation, biological process: serine import into mitochondrion; monoatomic ion transport. Lineage: Eukaryota; Metazoa; Chordata; Mammalia; Primates; Hominidae. The transcript has 12 exons.
GGCCUGGACCCGGGCCUGGACCCGGAGGGCGCGUCCCCGGGCCUCGCAGCUCCCGGCCCCGGACGCGCGCUCACAGGCGCGCGCGAGGACGCGCUCCGGGGACGCGCGAGGACGCCGUGGCGGGAGAAGCGUUUCCGGUGGCGGCGGAGGCUGCACUGAGCGGGACCUGCGAGCAGCGCGGGCGGCAGCCCGGGGGAAGCGUCCGGGACCAUGUCUGGAGAACUACCACCAAACAUUAACAUCAAGGAACCUCGAUGGGAUCAAAGCACUUUCAUUGGACGAGCCAAUCAUUUCUUCACUGUAACUGACCCCAGGAACAUUCUGUUAACCAACGAACAACUCGAGAGUGCGAGAAAAAUAGUACAUGAUUACAGGCAAGGAAUUGUUCCUCCUGGUCUUACAGAAAAUGAACUGUGGAGAGCAAAGUACAUCUAUGAUUCAGCUUUUCAUCCUGACACUGGUGAGAAGAUGAUUUUGAUAGGAAGAAUGUCAGCCCAGGUUCCCAUGAACAUGACCAUCACAGGUUGUAUGAUGACGUUUUACAGGACUACGCCGGCUGUGCUGUUCUGGCAGUGGAUUAACCAGUCCUUCAAUGCCGUCGUCAAUUACACCAACAGAAGUGGAGACGCACCCCUCACUGUCAAUGAGUUGGGAACAGCUUACGUUUCUGCAACAACUGGUGCCGUAGCAACAGCUCUAGGACUCAAUGCAUUGACCAAGCAUGUCUCACCACUGAUAGGACGUUUUGUUCCCUUUGCUGCCGUAGCUGCUGCUAAUUGCAUUAAUAUUCCAUUAAUGAGGCAAAGGGAACUCAAAGUUGGCAUUCCCGUCACGGAUGAGAAUGGGAACCGCUUGGGGGAGUCGGCGAACGCUGCGAAACAAGCCAUCACGCAAGUUGUCGUAUCCAGGAUUCUCAUGGCAGCCCCUGGCAUGGCCAUCCCUCCAUUCAUUAUGAACACUUUGGAAAAGAAAGCCUUUUUGAAGAGGUUCCCAUGGAUGAGUGCACCCAUUCAAGUUGGGUUAGUUGGCUUCUGUUUGGUGUUUGCUACACCCCUGUGUUGUGCCCUGUUUCCUCAGAAAAGCUUUCUUGUGCGUGCCUCUCAUCACAAACUGCCCUUGAAUCCCGCCUUUGAUGUGAGAACAGGACUAACCGGCGUUAAAUCGGCAUUUUCUACAUCAGGUCUCCAGCCUGCUCUUGACCUGACACCAACACACAAAGCAGCGGCAUUUUGUUGUCUGUCAUUUUCUUUCCAUGUCUGUGACAAGCUUGGAGGCCGAGUUGCAAGCUAAGAUCCAAGAGAGCCAUCCUGAAUUGCGACGCGUAUACUUCAAUAAGGGAUUGUAAAGCAGGGAGGAAACCUCUGCAGCUCAUUCUGCCACUGCAAAGCUGGUGUAGCCAUGCUGGUGAGAAAAAUCCUGUUCAACCUGGGUUCUCCCAGUUACGGAAACCUUUUAAAGAUCCACAUUAGCCUUUGAGAAUAAAGCUGCUACUUUAACAGAGCACCUGGCGUGGGCCAAGUGCCUGAUACUCCCUUACACUGAAUCAUGUUAUGAUUUAUAGAAAUACCUUUCCUGUAGCUUUUAUAGUCAUUGUUUUUCAAAGACGAUAUACCAGCCCUCACCCAGGUUUUAAAAAAGCACUGGUAGGCAUAGAAUAGGUGCUCAGUAUAUGGUCAGUAAAUGUUCUAUUGAUUAUCAAUCAGUGAAAAAAGAAAUCUGUUUAAAAUACUGAAUUUUCAUCUCACUCCCAUUGCAAAUCAAGGAGAUCUCAGCAGUGAACUGGGAAAAUACAAAAGCUCUGGGCUAAUCUAUAAAAACUUACCCCGAAAUAUUAAGGGCAGUUUGCUUCUAGUUUGGGGAUUGCACUAGCCCAAUGAAGGUGAUGAAGCUUUUGGAUUUGGAGCAUAAAAGCUCCUUCACACCCCUUCCAAAAGUCAGUCACAGACCACUGCAACAUGCCUUCCCUGCUGGAUCAUUAUAUACAUUCAGAUUGUGAGUGGAUUGCCUUGGUUGACUUUUAAUUUAUUGUUUUAUGUUCUUAUAAAGAUGAUAAUCUUACCUUGCAGUUAUUGACUUUAUAUUCAAUUAUUUACAUCAAAUAAUGAAAUAACUGAAAUGUACAAAUGUCAAAUUUUGGAAGUAUAUUCAAUACCAGUGCUGUAUGAGUGGGCUGAAUCCAGUUCAUUGUUUUUUUUUUGGUAAAAAGUGAGACUACAGUUCCAGCUACCUACAUGUCUUUUCUUGUCAUCCUUAUAGAUCUCUUUGGCUUUCAGAAAGAUACAGUGAUAAUGUGUGUAUGAAUCAGUCACAAUGAAUUUUACUUGAAUAUUGUAUGUUGCAUUCCACUUCAUUUGAAAAUAAUGAAACCAUGUACCACUGUUUACAUCAUCUGUAGUGAUUUCAUAGAUAAUAUAUUUAAUAUAACAGAUUAUGUUUCAACUCUGUAGAUGUUUAACAUCAUAGACAGUCGGCCCUCUGUAUCCGUGAGCUCUAUAUCUGUGAAUUCAACCAAGUUUGGAUGGAAAUUUUUUUUUCUUUUUUUUUUUUCUUUUUUUUUUUGAGACGGAGUCUCGCUCUGUCACCCAGGCUGGAGUGCAGUGGCGUAGUCUCGGCUCACUGCAAGCUCCGCCUCCCGGGUUCACGCCAUUCUCCUGCCUCAGCCUCUCUGAGAAGCUGGGACUACAGGCGCCCGCCACCACGCCCGGCUAAUUUUUUUGUAUUUUUAGUAGAGACGGGGUUUCACUGUGGUCUCGAUCUCCUGACCUCGUGAUCUGCCCGCCUCGGCCUCCCAAAGUGCUGGGAUUACAAGCGUGAGCCACCGCACCCGGCCUGAAAAUAUUUUUUAAAAAGAUAAAAAAUAUACAUAACAAUGAAAAAUAAUACAAAUUUAAAAACCAAUACAGUAUAACAACUAUUUACAUAGUGCUUACAUUGUAUUAGGUGUUAUAAGCAAUCUAGAGAUGAUUUAGCAAGUAUACAGAAGGAUGUGCCUAGGUUAUAUGCAAAUACUGUGCCAUUUUAUAUCAGGAACUUGAGCAUCUGCAGAUAUUGGUAUCGGAGGGCGGUCCUGGAACCAAGCAUCCACGGAUACUGAGGGAUGACAUUUCAUGAAGUGUACAUCAUUGUAUUCAGAGAUUGUAAAUGAAAAAAAUAGAGAAACUAUUUAGUUUUGGCAGAUUUUUUUUCUGACAAUGUGACCAGACUGAAUUUCCUCAUAAAGAAAAAAUGGCGUGC